Molecule: messenger RNA, 2147 nt
Organism: Papilio machaon (common yellow swallowtail)
Lineage: Eukaryota; Metazoa; Arthropoda; Insecta; Lepidoptera; Papilionidae
Product: nucleolar protein 9
Exons: 7
Coding region: 127-2085 (652 amino acids)
Biological process (GO): endonucleolytic cleavage in 5'-ETS of tricistronic rRNA transcript (SSU-rRNA, 5.8S rRNA, LSU-rRNA); endonucleolytic cleavage to generate mature 5'-end of SSU-rRNA from (SSU-rRNA, 5.8S rRNA, LSU-rRNA); ribosomal small subunit export from nucleus
Cellular component (GO): nucleolus; 90S preribosome; preribosome, small subunit precursor
Molecular function (GO): RNA binding
Source: RefSeq, a predicted model, not a curated record
ACGUGUUUUUGACAUUACACGCCAUAACAUAACCUCUUCAUUUUGUUAUUUACAUGAAAAUGUGGCUUAUGUUCUUUUGAAAUACUUUGACUAUUUUACACUACAAUAGGUAAUACUUAAUACAAUAUGAGUGAAGAAAAUUUUGACACAACAGAAUCAAAGGCAGGCGAACAAAAUGAAAACAAUCCACAGAAGCGAAAGUGGCGUAAAAAACGAAAGAAUUUCUUAUCAAAUGCGAAGAAAUACGCAAAGAAGGGACAAAUGGGUCGCGGAACACAAAUAUCUGAAGAAUUAUAUCAGUACUUCGUUGGAAUUUUGGAGGCUAUCAAACAAGGGAUAGAGGAUAAGGACGAAAAACAGGCUCUAGUCAACAAUGUACUUGAGCGAACUAAAGGUGAAGAGCUAAACAUAAUAGGUAAUCAGUUAGGAUGUCGUGUGAUAGAACUUUUGAUACCAUAUUCAACACCUGAGGAUCUGGAGCGAUAUAUCGAAGUUGUCAAUACAGACCUUCGUAGACUGUGUUCUGACAACUUCUGUGGUUAUGUCCUCAACAGUAUGCUAACCGUUUGUAGUCACAGAGCGACAGAUCACUUGCAGAAUAAUAAUCAAGAAACAGAAGAUGAGGUACCGAAAAAGAAGAGAAAGAAAGAACAGGAUUGUAAAUACUCAGAAGAGCAUGUUAAAAAUUGUCACGAGUUUGUAAUAAAAAUAUCUAAAUAUGUUUUAAAUAAUUUAGAAGAUUUCGUUUGGGAACCGAAUACAAAUUAUAUGGUACGAACAGUACUCAAAUGUCUGAGCGGUAUUAAUCUUUUACCCGGAGAGAAACCGAAGGUAAAUCUUUUCAAAGAACCGAUACUACAAAAUAAAGGUAUACCACCUCAUCAAAGUGAUGUUAAGUAUAGGAAUGUUCCGGAAGAUUUUACAGAAAUAGUCAAAGAGUUUGGUAACCGUUUAUCACUUUGGCCUCAAUUCAAAGAUUUACCCUUUGAAAAUAUGACUUCAGCUUUAUUACAAGUACUUCUAUUUGCGGUUAAAAAUGCUGACAAAACGGUAACAAAGCAUUUAAUAAAGAAAUUAUUAAAUGAGAGCUUCGCACCUGAUGACUGGGUAUCUGAAGGUGCUGAUGAUAAAAAAGAUGAUGAAAAAGAUAGCAAAGAUGAUGACAAAAAUGAAGUAAAUGGUGAUAAUACAUUAAGUUCUAAUUUGCCUCCUGUCUUUCAAUCGGAAGCAGCUGUAAGGUUAUUAGAGGCAGCGCUGUUUGUAGCUAAAAAGAAGUUGUAUACACAGAUAUAUGCUAAAUGCUUCAUCAAUCGUCUCGGCCAGCUGGCUACUGUUAAGACAUUGAACUUUACUGUACAGCGUCUGAUUGAUAACUGUCAAAUUAAGGAAGAGUUCGAACCAAUGUUUGAUGAGCUAUGCCCUAAAUUUGAGGAGAUAAUGUCAUGUGGUAACACAGGCGUGUUGGUGGCAUUAGCAAAAGCCUGCCACAGGUUAAAAAGCAAGCAGACACAGUUUGUUCAGCAUCUAGAAGCAGUGUUGAAGUGUACAGAGGAUGGUGCUCAGAAGUAUUUCUCAGUUUUGUGCCUCCGUUUGCAGCCGCUUGAUAAAGUUGAUGUGAACAAGUUAUCGGAGGAAUACUUUAUACAUAUACAUGGAUCAAUUAUAUUGCAAACAAUACUAGAUUUCCAGAGGCCGACGAAGGCAAUAUCAAGUGUGUUGUCUCUGAGCGGUGAGGAGCUGCUGGUUGUGUUGUCGGACGCGAAGGGCUGUCACGUGGCGGACGCUCUUUGUACGGGACAAUUUGUUGGUGUUAAAUCCAGAGACAAGCUUGUUAAGAAACUUAAGGGCUACUAUCAAAAGCUGGCUCUAUCUCAGCACGGCUCGCGUGCAUUCGAACAGAUCUUCGAGGCGUCUUCACCUGAACAACAAGUUGCGAUAAUGACAGAGUUAUCAGAUAAGAGCAAUCUACUUAACGGUUCACAAUAUGGCCGCAUUAUAGCAACUAAAUAUGAUCUAAAUACAUUCAAACUAUCGCAAAAAGCUUGGGAGAAAGCUAGGAAGAAAGCUAAAAAGAAUCAAGACUAAUUUUUAAUAAAUCUUCGACUUUGUCAGUGCAGAACUAAAAAAAAAUCUAGCCUAUAACAUGC